Malassezia globosa CBS 7966 is the source of this 1338-nucleotide messenger RNA. RefSeq lists its product as uncharacterized. NCBI's taxonomy places the organism in Eukaryota, Fungi, Basidiomycota, Malasseziomycetes, Malasseziales, Malasseziaceae. The record is from RefSeq and is a predicted model, not a curated record. The transcript has a single exon. Bases 1 to 1338 code for a protein of 445 amino acids.
AUGGCAGAUUCAGCGGCUGUAAAAGCGAGUGACGUCGCCCCUGUGAAGAAGGACAAGAAGGCGGCAAAGGAAGCAAAGCGUGAGCGUCGUGCUGCGGCCAAGUCAGAUGCGCCUUCACAAACUCCGACGGCGCCGAGCGGCAAAGGAGGCCUGCGCCCAGCGGCCUCAGCGCCCAAGGUUAAGGACACUGCCGUUUCAACCAAAGCAGUCACAGGAUCGUUAGAUGAAGACCUUUCAACCGUGGGCGUGCUCGGUGAUGCUUCACUUUUUGGCAACGUGACACUACCUCGCAAUGCGCGCGUGAACUCCGCUAGCUGGAGCACAGCUUUAGCUCGUGGCACUAUUCAUCCCGCUGUGCUGGAUUUGUGCCACCAGAUGUCAACAUUCGCCAUUCGUGGCGCCAAUAAGCGUGCAGUCGCUGUACUUCGUGCAUUAUCUGCCGUCAUCGAGGACUACAAGACCCCACAGGGAGCCGUACUUAGCCGCGACCUGCUAACGCGUGUUUCGCAACAGGUCGGUUUCAUUGUCGAGUCGCGUCCGCUGAACACGGCCUCAGGACACGCCGUUCGGUUCCUCAAAUAUGAAAUCAGUGUUGUCGAUGCGUCGCUAAGCGAAGAUGAAGCGAAGGAGCACUUGAUUGGUCGUAUUGAACAUUUCAUUCGUGACAGGAUUGUUUAUGCUGCUAAGGUGAUUCAAACUCAUGCAGCGUCAAAGAUCCACGAUGGCGACGUUGUUUUGACUUACGCACAUUCCUCUGUCAUUGAAGGCACAUUGAUCCACGCUCACAACCAUGGCGUUAGAUUUGAGGUGAUAGUGAUCGACUCACGCCCGCUUUUUGAAGGCCGGCUGCUCGCUGAACGACUGCUGGAAGCGGGUAUCCCAACAACAUACGGUCUGAUUGCAUCUUUAAGCACACUCGUACCUCGUGCAUCAGUUGUACUUCUCGGAACGGCAUCCCUCCUUUCGAAUGGCGCACCAUAUGCUCGUUCUGGCACCGCCAUGUGUGCUAUGAUGGCACAUGGCUUUGGUGUACCUGUGAUUAUUUGCUGUGAAACGUACAAAUUCAGUGACCGGAUUCAACUGGACAGUUUCGUCGUAAACGAGGCUGGUCAAAGUAGUGAUCUCUUGUCCCAAGAAGAUGACAAUACGCUGACAGACAGUGUUCUCCUUACGCGAGCUGAAUGUGGCGCACAGUCACGACUGAAAGUUGUGCAGUUGCUGCAUGACGUCACACCGCCUCGGUACGUGAGUGCGAUUGCAUCCGAAGUUGGCCUUAGUGGCACGGAGAGCGUGGGUGUGAUUCUUCGAGACUACAAGAGCGUUCUUUUCGGUGUAUAG